ACCUGAGGAGAGUGACUAGCUUCUGUGUGUCCCAGACCUGCAGCAUAGAACAAGGAUUCCACACCCCUGUUUGACAGAUUUGGAAACUCAGCAUAGGUGGCCACCUUCCACUGUGGAAGCUCAUGGACUCCAUUGGGUCUUCAGGGUUGCGGCAGGGGGAAGAAGCCCUGAGUUGCUCUGAGGAGGGCUUGCCCGGGCCCUCAGACAGCUCAGAGCUGGUGCAGGAGUGCCUGCAGCAGUUCAAGGUGACAAGGGCACAGCUACAGCAGAUCCAAGCCAGCCUCUUGGGUUCCAUGGAGCAGGCGCUGAGGGGACAGCCCAGCCCUGCCCCUGCGGUCCGGAUGCUGCCUACAUACGUGGGGUCCACCCCACAUGGCACUGAGCAAGGAGACUUCGUGGUGCUGGAGCUGGGGGCCACAGGGGCCUCACUGCGUGUUUUGUGGGUGACUCUAACUGGCAUUGAGGGGCAUAGGGUGGAGCCCAGAAGCCAGAAGUUUGUGAUCCCCCAAGAGGUGAUGCUGGGUGCUGGCCAGCAGCUCUUUGACUUUGCUGCCCACUGCCUGUCUGAGUUCCUGGAUGCGCAGCCUGUGAACAAACAGGGUCUGCAGCUUGGCUUCAGCUUCUCUUUCCCUUGUCACCAGACGGGCUUGGACAGGAGCACCCUCAUUUCCUGGACCAAAGGUUUUAGGUGCAGUGGUGUGGAAGGCCAGGAUGUGGUCCAGCUGCUGAGAGAUGCCAUUCGGAGGCAGGGGGCCUACAGCAUCGACGUGGUUGCUGUGGUGAACGACACAGUGGGCACCAUGAUGGGCUGUGAGCCGGGGGUCAGGCCGUGUGAGGUUGGGCUAGUUGUAGACACGGGCACCAAUGCGUGUUACAUGGAGGAGGCACGGCAUGUGGCAGUGCUGGACGAAGACCGGGGCCGCGUCUGCGUCAGCGUCGAGUGGGGCUCCUUCAGCGAUGAUGGGGCGCUGGGACCAGUGCUGACCACCUUCGACCACACCCUGGACCAUGAGUCCCUGAAUCCUGGUGCUCAGAGGUUUGAGAAGAUGAUCGGAGGCCUGUACCUGGGUGAGCUGGUGCGGCUGGUGCUGGCUCACUUGGCCCGGUGUGGGGUCCUCUUUGGUGGCUGCACCUCCCCUGCCCUGCUGAGCCAAGGCAGCAUCCUCCUGGAACACGUGGCUGAGAUGGAGGACCCCUCUACUGGGGCAGCCCGUGUCCAUGCUAUCCUGCAGGACUUGGGCCUGAGCCCUGGGGCUUCGGAUGUUGAGCUUGUGCAGCACGUGUGUGCGGCCGUGUGCACGCGGGCUGCCCAGCUCUGUGCUGCCGCCCUGGCCGCUGUUCUCUCCUGCCUCCAGCACAGCCGGGAGCAACAAACACUCCAGGUCGCUGUGGCCACCGGAGGCCGAGUGUGUGAGCGUCACCCCAGGUUCUGCAGCGUCCUGCAGGGGACAGUGAUGCUCCUGGCCCCGGAAUGCGAUGUCUCCUUCAUCCCCUCUGUGGAUGGUGGUGGCCGGGGAGUGGCGAUGGUGACUGCCGUGGCUGCCCGUCUGGCUGCCCACCGGCGCCUGCUGGAGCAGACCCUGGCCCCAUUCCGGUUGAACCAUGAUCAACUGGCUGCGGUUCAGGCACAGAUGCGGAAGGCCAUGGCCAAGGGGCUCCGAGGGGAGGCCUCCUCCCUUCGCAUGCUGCCCACUUUCGUCCGGGCCACGCCUGAUGGCAGCGAGCGAGGGGAUUUCCUGGCCCUGGACCUUGGGGGCACGAACUUCCGUGUCCUCCUGGUACGUGUGACCACAGGCGUGCAGAUCACCAGCGAGAUCUACUCCAUUCCCGAGACUGUGGCCCAGGGUUCUGGGCAGCAGCUCUUUGACCACAUCGUGGACUGCAUCGUGGACUUCCAGCAGAAGCAGGGCCUGAGCGGGCAGAGCCUCCCACUGGGUUUUACCUUCUCCUUCCCAUGUAGGCAGCUUGGCCUGGACCAGGGCAUCCUCCUGAACUGGACCAAGGGUUUCAAGGCAUCAGACUGCGAGGGCCAAGAUGUCGUGAGUCUGUUGCGGGAAGCCAUCACGCGCAGACAGGCAGUGGAGCUGAAUGUGGUUGCCAUUGUCAAUGACACGGUGGGGACCAUGAUGUCCUGUGGCUAUGAGGACCCCCGUUGCGAGAUAGGCCUCAUUGUCGGAACCGGCACCAAUGCCUGCUACAUGGAGGAGCUCCGGAAUGUGGCGGGCGUGCCUGGGGACUCAGGCCGCAUGUGCAUCAACAUGGAGUGGGGCGCCUUUGGGGACGAUGGCUCUCUGGCCAUGCUCAGCACCCGCUUUGAUGCAAGUGUGGACCAGGCGUCCAUCAACCCCGGCAAGCAGAGGUUUGAAAAGAUGAUCAGCGGCAUGUACCUGGGGGAGAUCGUCCGCCACAUCCUUUUACAUUUAACCAGCCUUGGCGUUCUCUUCCGGGGCCAGCAGAUCCAGCGCCUUCAGACCAGGGACAUCUUCAAGACCAAGUUCCUCUCUGAGAUCGAAAGUGACAGCCUGGCCCUGCGGCAGGUCCGAGCCAUCCUAGAGGAUCUGGGGCUACCCCUGACCUCAGAUGACGCCCUGAUGGUGCUAGAGGUGUGCCAGGCUGUGUCCCAGCGGGCUGCCCAGCUCUGUGGGGCGGGUGUAGCUGCCGUGGUGGAGAAGAUCCGGGAGAACCGGGGCCUGGAAGAGCUGGCAGUGUCUGUGGGGGUGGAUGGAACGCUCUACAAGCUGCACCCGCACUUCUCCAGCCUGGUGGCGGCCACGGUGCGGGAGCUGGCCCCUCGCUGUGUGGUCACGUUCCUGCAGUCAGAGGAUGGGUCCGGCAAAGGUGCAGCCUUGGUCACUGCUGUUGCCUGCCGCCUUGCGCAGUUGACUCGUGUCUGAGGAAAUCUCCAGGCUGAGGAGGUCUCCGCCGCAGCCUUGCUGGACCCGGGUCGGGGUCCGCCUGUUUCCCAGCCAGGCCCAGCCACCCAGGACUCCUGGGACAUCCCAUGUGUGACCCCUCUGCGGCCAUUUGGCCUUGCUCCCUGGCUUUCCCCGAGAGAAGUAGCACUCAGGUUAGCAAUAUAUAUAUAUAAUUUAUUUACA
Pan troglodytes (chimpanzee) is the source of this 3098-nucleotide messenger RNA. RefSeq names its product hexokinase 3 (gene HK3). The record is from RefSeq and is a predicted model, not a curated record. Lineage: Eukaryota; Metazoa; Chordata; Mammalia; Primates; Hominidae. Gene Ontology annotation, biological process: glucose 6-phosphate metabolic process; glucose metabolic process; intracellular glucose homeostasis. The transcript has 20 exons. Bases 123 to 2894 code for a protein of 923 amino acids. Gene Ontology annotation, molecular function: mannokinase activity; ATP binding; glucokinase activity. Gene Ontology annotation, cellular component: cytosol; mitochondrion.